UGACGUGACGUUUGUGGUGGGCCGGGAGCAGCAGAAGGUUUUUGCGCAUCGCUGUGUGCUGGCGUGCCGCUGCCAGGCUUUCCGGGGGAUGCUCAGCCAGGGGCCAGCAGGCAGUGAGGACUCCCCUGGCAGCAUCCCACCCCAGGGCCCCUUCAUCUUGGGCAACGUGCAGCCCGAUGUCUUCUUGGCUGUCAUCGAAUUCCUCUACACCAACAGCGUCACCCUCAACAGCUGCAUUGCGCUGGAGGUCCUGACCUCGUCAGUGGAGUAUGGCCUGCAGGACCUGUGCAAGCUCUGUGUCAAGUUCAUCAAGGAUACUCUGAGUGUGGAGCAGGUCUGCGAGGCUCUGCAGGCUGCGGUGACCUAUGGGCAGGCAGACCUCCAGCAGCACUGCCUGGCAUUCAUCGAGGGCUGCACCACGUGGGGCGGGGUCCCAGUACCAGCACUCUGGUGCUGUUUUUUUUUGCGGACGCAGGGCUUCCAUGAGCUCUCCGAUGCGGUGCUGGCACGGGUGCUGCGCAGCGACCGCCUGACUGUGGACGAGCUGGACCUGGUGCAGGCUGUGCGGGAGUGGGCACACGUCAGCUCGGUGCGGGAGCUGCGCCUGCCCUUGCUGGCACCCAGUGAGCUGGCGAUGCUGGAAAGCCUCAACCAGCGGGACUUGCUCAUCCCGGUGGAGAGCAUCGCAGCAGCAUGGCGAUCUCAUGCGCUGAGGAAG
Messenger RNA from Tauraco erythrolophus (red-crested turaco), 718 nucleotides. NCBI's taxonomy places the organism in Eukaryota, Metazoa, Chordata, Aves, Musophagiformes, Musophagidae. The record is from RefSeq and is a predicted model, not a curated record.